CUCAAGACGUUUCUGAAUCCGGAUCAGCGCUUCGAUCAUGUCCAUAUAAAUUUGGUGGGUCCGCUGCCACCUUGCCAGGGCUACACCUACCUACUGACAUUGGUGGAUCGCUUCACUCGCUGGCCGAAGGCCAUUCCUCUCAAAAACAUCACGGCCGCGAACGUGGCCACGUACUUCUACAGCAGCUGGAUCGCACGCUUUGGCUGUCCAAAGUUCAUCACUACAGACAGAGGCUCGCAAUUUGAAUCUGCUCUCUUCAACGCUCUCGCUCAACUGCUGGGAGCUCUGCGCUGUCACGACUCUCAGGACUGGCUAGAGAAGCUUCCGACGGUACUUUUGGGUCUGCGAUCUGUUUACAAAGAAGAUCUCAAGGCUUCCCCUGCGGAAUACCUCUACGGCUCCACUCUUCGUUUACCAGGAGAGUUCUUCAUAGAUGAGCAACAUCCGGAGGACCACACCUUCUUCUUAGCUCCUUUCAAAACUCACAUGCAGUGCGACCGUUAUUCGCGACUUGGCUGCUCCGAGUCGCCGGUGCAACACCGACGGGCGAACCUCGGGCCGCUAAUUAACUUCGGACCUCCACGAGUCCGUGUGGGCGCCAG
Molecule: messenger RNA, 602 nt
Organism: Dinoponera quadriceps
Lineage: Eukaryota; Metazoa; Arthropoda; Insecta; Hymenoptera; Formicidae
Exons: 2
Biological process (GO): DNA integration
Molecular function (GO): nucleic acid binding
Source: RefSeq, a predicted model, not a curated record